AUGGCGGCGACCGACGAUCUGACGUCGCAACGAGCCCGUCCGGAUGAGAAAGAAGAGGAUACGAUCCUCUCGGACGACUCCUUCACCGAAUCGGACUGGGAAGGAAGCGGGGUCGACGAAGACGAGGCGGUCGCUGUAGGCGCCGUGGACGAUGCGGAUUGGGAAUUGGCUCGUGGAGACUUUACCAAGCAAUACAAUCGGGCGCGUCAAAUCGCCACAGCGCUCAAGCCUUCCUCUUCAGGUACCAAGGCGCUUCCAGCCAUCAAUCGUGUCCGUGUACGAGCUGUGCCGUCCACGUCGUCGCCCACAGAUGCGCCGACGGUUGUCGAUGCAGCGGCGGCACCUGGUGAAGAAAGUCUGACGGCCCACGCGAGCAAGACAGAUGCACAAAUGGCAGCGCUGUCCAAGUAUGCAGCUCGGAUCCACAUUGAUGAUGCGUAUGAUCCUUCACGCGUCGCUGGUGGCAGUGUUGAUGCGCGUGUGCCCCGCAAAACGAACAAGUUGGAUAUGAACAAAAGGAAGGACAAGGCGGACCGUGCGACGUUGCAGCAGGUCUUGGAUCCACGCACGCUACUGAUCCUAUCGAAGAUGAUUCGCCGUGGUUUGUUAAGUGAAGUAAAUGGCUGUAUUAGUACCGGUAAAGAGGCGAAUGUGUACCAUGCGACGAUGCCGCCUUCCGAGGAUGGCACUCUCGGUGAGCGAAGUGCCGCUGUGAAGAUUUACAAGACCAGUAUUCUUGUGUUCAAGGAUCGUGAUCGCUAUGUCUCUGGUGAGUUUCGUUUCCGACAUGGGUAUGCGCGUCACAACCCCCGCAAGAUGGUGCGUUUGUGGGCUGAGAAAGAGAUGCGCAACUUGAAGCGUCUUGUCCAUGCAGGCCUGCGUGCGCCAGCGCCUAUUGAGCUGCGCGAUCAUGUAUUGGUAAUGGAGUUCUUGGGCGAUAACGAUGGCUGGGCCAGUCCGCGACUGAAGGACGCUGAGAGUUUGAUCCAGCCGGACGAUUGGACGCGCUUGUACCGUGAAAUGGUGGCGACGAUGAGGCUUAUGUACCAUCGGUGUCGUCUGGUACAUGCUGAUCUGAGUGAAUUCAAUAUCCUCCUACACAACGACCACUUGUGGCUGAUUGAUGUGUCGCAGUCGGUAGAGCAUGAUCAUCCUCACGCCUUUGACUUUCUGCGUGAGGACAUUGCGCAUGUGGAUGCGUACUUCAGCAAGUACGGCGUACGUACGCUUGGUCUACGUCAGACGUUCCACUUUAUCGUCAAAGAUGGCGUUCGUGCUCGUGGUGGUGGCGUUGCAGGGCUGGAAAAGCUUGAGCAUGGCGACGAGCAAAUCGAUGCAGCUGUCCUAACGACCGCCGCCUCGGGAACUGUGGAGGAUUUGAGUGAGACAGAAGCGUCGCUCAUGGCGGAAUUAGCCCAGUUGGCCGAAGCCCAAGAGACGCCUGCGCCGGUGCCUUCGUUGAUUGGGGCGCUUGUCGAUGAAGUGGACGAGGCGCAGCAGCAGACCGAGGCGGCGCAGCAGCAGCAGCAACAAACGGAGGCUGACGAUGCCGUGUUCCGCCAGUCAUUCUUGCCACGUACGCUGGAAGACAUUUACGAUCCGGAGCGCGAUGCGGCGCUCGUGCGUGCGGGCCACGUCGAGAGUCUGAUUUAUUCGGGCGUGACAGGUCUGGACGAAGUCUAUGCGAAUGAACCGCCUGCGACACAAGGUGAGGACGGCGACGACGACGGCGACGACGAUGACGAUGAGGACAGUGAGGCGAACGAUAGUGGCGACGAGGGUGACGAUGAUACAGACGCCCCACAUACUACGGACGAGCAGCGGGCCAAGGAGCGUGACGAGCGCAAGGCGCAUAAGAAGCGCGUCAAGGAAGCGAAUCGCGAGCGUCGCAAAACCAAGAUGCCUAAGGCGGAGAAGAAGCGGCGUAUGAAAAAGUCGUCGGCACGCAAAAAGUAG
Malassezia pachydermatis is the source of this 1956-nucleotide messenger RNA. RefSeq names its product rio1-domain-containing protein. Gene Ontology annotation, biological process: maturation of SSU-rRNA. The coding region runs from base 1 to 1956 and encodes 651 amino acids. Gene Ontology annotation, molecular function: protein serine/threonine kinase activity; ATP binding. The record is from RefSeq and is a predicted model, not a curated record. The transcript has 2 exons. Gene Ontology annotation, cellular component: preribosome, small subunit precursor; cytosol. Lineage: Eukaryota; Fungi; Basidiomycota; Malasseziomycetes; Malasseziales; Malasseziaceae.